Molecule: messenger RNA, 1933 nt
Organism: Vitis riparia (riverbank grape)
Lineage: Eukaryota; Viridiplantae; Streptophyta; Magnoliopsida; Vitales; Vitaceae
Product: tryptophan aminotransferase-related protein 2
Exons: 6
Coding region: 269-1693 (474 amino acids)
Biological process (GO): amino acid metabolic process
Molecular function (GO): carbon-sulfur lyase activity; transaminase activity
Source: RefSeq, a predicted model, not a curated record
UAUGGAUGGGCAAAGCAGAGUGAUUAAAAUAUACAAGAACGAAAAAUAGUUAAACAUUGAAUCUAAGCUGCGUGCGGGGGUGGUUUUCGAGAUCCAGCGUCGUGAAACUGCGAAUUCCCAGGAGAAUCGUGAGCUGAUUUCUUGAUUGUAGAAGAAAUCUGCUGUCGGAAGUGUUUUCAAGGGAGCUAUGAAUGUAAUACACCCAUUUAUAGUGCCUUCAACGUCUGUCUCUGUCUCGAAAAUUAGAAUUUGAUUUUGUGAGCCAGCAAUGAAGCAUAUUGAAGGAUAUUUGAGGGUCUCUCUGUUUCUCUCAGAGAUGGGUAAGCUUUCCGGCGUCUUCUCCUUGAGGCAUUUCUUGGUGCUCUCACUCGCCUUGAAUGUGGCCUUGAUUUCUAGAGUCGUAUAUGAGGGUGAGAAUUGGAGGGAAGAACAGAUCAGAGCGUUAAUGGCGGACGCCUCAGAAAAAUCAGCGCAUGUUAGCAUGAGCAGCAGCCCCCCUCCGCCGUCACCGUCAACGCCAUCGUCUAUGGCCGUCACCAGCACAGAGAUUAAAGAUGACGGCGAAAGAGUGAUCAAUCUCGACCAUGGGGAUCCGACAAUGUAUGAGAGGUUUUGGCAACAAAUGGGGGACAUAACAACCAUUGUGAUCUCUGGGUGGCAGUCCAUGAGUUAUUUUUCAGAUGUGAAGAACCUAUGCUGGUUUUUGGAGCCUGAGUUUGCCAAGCAGAUCAUUAGAUUACACAAAAUUGUGGGAAAUGCAGUCACUGACAACUAUUACAUCGUGGUCGGAACAGGUUCCACACAGCUCUUUCAGGCUGCAUUAUAUGCUCUCUCUCCACCCAAUGCAUCUGAGCCCAUGAGCGUGGUAUCUGCAGCCCCAUUUUACUCGUCCUACCCAUCUGUGACGGAUUUUCUCAAGUCAGGGCUCUAUAAAUGGGCUGGUGAUGCCAACAAUUUCAACAAAGAUGGUCCAUACAUUGAGCUUGUUACUUCCCCUAAUAAUCCUGAUGGGUCAAUAAGGCAACCUGUUGUUAACCGAAGUGGGGAGAAUUUGGUUCAUGAUUUUGCUUACUACUGGCCACAGUACACUCCAAUUUCUUCUCCUGCAGACCAUGAUCUCAUGUUGUUCACCGUCUCCAAAGCCACUGGCCAUGCUGGGAUGCGCCUUGGUUGGGCUCUUGUGAAGGAUAAAGAGGUUGCAAAGAAGAUGACUAGCUUCAUAGAGCUGAACACGAUUGGUGUGUCAAAAGACUCGCAGCAACGUGCUGCCAAAAUUCUGCAAGUUAUUUCUGAUAGCUAUGAACCUGUUGGCAACCCAAAAGAAAGUGGACCUUUCUUUCACUUUAGCCAUAGCAUGAUGGAAGAGAGGUGGAAAGCGCUGAGGUCAGCAGUAAAACAGAGUGGGCUCUUCAGUCUCCCUGAGUUUCCUUCCAGCUUCUGCAACUUCUUGGGUCAAGCUUUUGGAUCGCAGCCUGCUUUUGCAUGGCUAAAGUGUGAAGGAGGCAUUGAGGACUGCGGAAACUUCCUCAAGAAGCAUAAGAUUUUGACCCGGAACGGGAAGCAUUUUGGGGCUAGCCCAAAGUAUGUUCGGGUGAGCAUGCUGGACAGGGAUGAGUCCUUUAAUCUCUUUACCAAGAGAUUGUCCAGUCUCCAUCUCAGCCAGUCCAAAGAUCAUGAGGAAGAAAGUCCCUGACCACAACACCUGUAAGAGUAGAGAUAUUGGGGGUUCAGCCGUUCAUGCACAUGAGAGGAAAAAGGAGAAAGGAGAAAGGAGAAAAAAAAAAAAACACAGAGAAAAGAAAAGGAACAUAUUUCUGUUCUAUUUGUAAUGAUCUCUCUAUCUUAUUUAUGUGGUUUUGAGAGGUCACUUGUUAUUGAAUCAAUAAAUGAUGCCAAAUUUCCCUUCAUUGAACUAUAUAUGCUUUUACAUGAC